AUGGCAGAAUAUGAAGCGGCCGAAAAAACUGCUGAACUCUUCGCGAUACCGCCCCCAAUCUCAGCCUCGGUACGGAGCCGCCAGGCCGGGACAGAGACGGAGCGAGAGGCGUCGGCUAUGGACGCCCUGGGACCUGGGCCGCCCACCCCGCCCUCUCUGUUCCAGCCUCCGCGGCGUCCCGGCCUCGGCACGGUGGGGAAACCCAUCCGGCUCCUCGCCAACCACUUCCAGGUUCAGAUCCCCAAGAUCGACGUUUACCACUAUGACAUCGACAUCAAGCCCGAGAAGAGACCGCGCAGGGUCAACCGGGAAGUGGUGGACACAAUGGUGCGACACUUUAAGAUGCAGAUCUUUGGAGAUCGACAACCAGGAUACGACGGGAAGAGGAACAUGUAUACAGCUCAUCCCCUGCCCAUCGGGAGAGACCGGGUAAGACCAGAGGGGGCGGUGGUCCUCUUGAGGGGGCGGUGGUCCUCUUGA
Knipowitschia caucasica is the source of this 480-nucleotide messenger RNA. The record is from the annotation of a GenBank genome assembly. NCBI's taxonomy places the organism in Eukaryota, Metazoa, Chordata, Actinopteri, Gobiiformes, Gobiidae.